AUAGUUUGCUACAAACUUAUUUGUAACGCCUACCGUAUUUUGAUAAUUAUCACCAGUCCUACGACAUUUAAAAUUGAUUUGUUGAGAAAGUGUACAUCAUAAGGAAGAAAUAUACCCCUGGGAACAUUGGUGAGGUAUUUGCUCGCUUGCAUAUCAGUUUCGGCCAUUUUGAUCUUCAGAAUCUGACAUACAAUUUUUGACAAUCAAAGUCACGAGAAGUUAAAGUCAGAGAAGUCAGAAAUCAGGUAAAAGUGCUGUACUGAGUGUUACUCUAGAUAGAAAGUCGAAAAUGAGCAAGAAGAAACAGAAAAAUGAAGAAGACGCACAAAAUCAAGAAAUUCGGACGAUAAUCAAUAAUGACAAAAAUACGGAAGCAGCACUUAAACAAGAAAUUAAGUCACAAAAUUUUACUUUAUUUUUGCUGAAGUGACAGGUAAAUUAUUUAGAUAUAUUUUUGAUAACAACAAUGGAAACAUUUUAUUAGGAUUUGAAAAUAUUAUCGUUUAUGACAACAAUAUAGUAUCACAAUGUAAAAAAUGCUUAAGGUUUAAUCAUUCAAGGAAAAAAUGUCAAAAUUGUUAAGUAUGUUCAAAAUGUUGAGAAAACCAUGACAUUUCCUCCUGGAAUCAAUCAACCACCAAAUGUUGUAACUGUGUCUGCCAACCAUAAGUACAACAAACAAUAUGAUACAAAUCAUGAUCCAACUGAUAAAAAAUGCCCUACUUUCAACUUCUUCCAACAACAACACAUGUCACGAGUUUUAUUUUGAGAAGUGGAUCUUAUAUACAAAAUUAACUUCUCUAUCUGGUUUUGCCUACAUGUUGGAAAAGUCUGA
Molecule: messenger RNA, 835 nt
Organism: Acanthoscelides obtectus
Lineage: Eukaryota; Metazoa; Arthropoda; Insecta; Coleoptera; Chrysomelidae
Source: the annotation of a GenBank genome assembly